Molecule: messenger RNA, 1239 nt
Organism: Carcharodon carcharias (great white shark)
Lineage: Eukaryota; Metazoa; Chordata; Chondrichthyes; Lamniformes; Lamnidae
Gene: eif1ad
Product: eukaryotic translation initiation factor 1A domain containing
Exons: 6
Coding region: 173-682 (169 amino acids)
Biological process (GO): translational initiation
Cellular component (GO): nucleus
Molecular function (GO): translation initiation factor activity; RNA binding
Source: RefSeq, a predicted model, not a curated record
AAGGAAAGGAGUGGACGGACCGGAAGUGGGGGAACGGAAGCGAGGCCGGACCGGAAGCCUUCGAGCGGAAUAAAAAGGACGUCGGACCGGAAGUCCCGCUGAGCGAUCAUGGAGGCGGCUGGAGGCAGGUUUUUACUGGAUUCCUAGCUGAACGUGUUGUCCAGAGCCCAAGAUGUCCCAGGCGACAAAGAGGAAACACGUGGUCAAGGAGGUGCUGGGAGAUUAUGAGCCACCUUCAGAGAAGCAACAAAUUGUGCGGGUGGUCGGAUCGCCAGGAAACAACCUUCACGAAGUGGAAACGGCACAGGGAGAGCGGUUCCUCGUCAGCAUGCCCACCAAAUUUCGCAAGAACAUCUGGAUCAAGCGGGGUGACUUUCUGAUCGUGGACCCCAUCAAAGAAGGGGACAAGGUGAAGGCAGAAAUUAACUCCAUCCUGUACAAGGAGCACAUCAAGCAGCUCAGGAAAGAAGGACUGUGGCCUGCCAGCUUCUCGGACCCAGUGACGGAGAGCACUGUGAGUAACCCAAAGACAGACAGCAGCAAUCGGGGAUCAGAGGAAGAGUCUGAGGAGGAUUCUGCAGAUGACAGUGACCUGUUUGUCAAUACAAACCGAAGGAAUUAUGAGUAUUCAGAAAGUGAGGAUGAUGAGGAGGAGGAGGAGGAGGAGGAGGGAGCAGUUUAGAGGUUGGACUUCCUCAUCCAGGACAGCAGCAAGUGUUUGCCUGACAUUUGUUGGUGAAACGUUGAUUAUUUCUGUUUGAAGGCUGUGAGAAGGGUCACUGCCCGGUCACAGGGAGGACAUCUUUUCUGCACCUUUCCUCACUUUGCAGCAGGUUCCUGUGUGCGCACAUCUACAUCCAUUUUAAAACGUUCUGCCACACUGUGCCUGAGAAGGCGGUGGCUAUUGAGGCUGAGCUACGAGCACCGCACUGAGUCCCCAGGGACUGUCUGCAUUGUUUGUCAUAUUUUUGGCUUUGUUUGUGGGGAGGGGGCCUAGGCUUGGGUGGGAGGGAGUUUGAAAUACUGUUCCUGUGUAAAUAAAAAUUGGACAGGUGUGGAAUAGUUUGUCUUAUUUUAAGAGGAGGGAACAGAAGUUUGUGUGAGAGGGGAAGGGAGUAUCAGCUACUUACAUAAUUCAGCAUUGCCACUCCAUGGCUAGAGGGAACAAGAGAUUAGAAGUGAGGCUAUUCCUCCCUGCAGCGGAGGAAUAUUUGAAUGAUUAAAAGGAUUUUUCACUGA